Molecule: messenger RNA, 792 nt
Organism: Anisakis simplex (herring worm)
Lineage: Eukaryota; Metazoa; Nematoda; Chromadorea; Rhabditida; Anisakidae
Source: the annotation of a GenBank genome assembly
AUGUUUUGGCUAUUCUCGACGAGACCUCGCAAAACAGUUUACGCGAAUUGUGGUGAAUGCAAAAUCCAUUUGUUUACACGUCGCGUGAUACGAUUUAUUGCAGGGGUCUCCGUAACGGGAAGGCAAGGGAGGAGAAAAUUACCUUUUUUGGGUAAUUUGGGUUAUCAGGGAUACUGCAGAGGGUACAGCAUGUAUAAAAAUGAGCAUAUUGCAGGCAUUUUCAUGUUUGGAGCGCUGAUAACGCAGAUAUUCGUGCAUACCAUCAAGCUGAUGACUGGUUAUCAAAGACCGUACUUUCUGUCAUUAUGCAACGUUAAUAUGAGUAUGUGCACAGCACCCCUCGAGCAUUCUCCGUCACCGUCACCCGCGUUGGCAUGCAACUAUCGUAACGCUGAUGAUCUGCGCUAUGCGUGGUUAUCGUUCCCGUCACUCCAUGCUGCUUUCUCGUCAUAUUCAUGCGUUUUUGCAUCCCUUUACAUCUACUAUAUGAUCACACUGCGUGGAGCACCUUUGUUGAGACCAUUUCUGAUUUUUGGCUUUAUGGGCUUAACGUUAGUGGAUUCAUUUUCACGAAUCAAUGGUUACAAGAAUCAUUGGCGUGAUAUUUGGGUCGGUUGGCUGAUCGGCUUCUUCAUUGCUUUCUUUUUGUGUCAUUCGGUGCUUUGUUUCCAAGAGGUCUAUCAUGAGAUUGUUGAAAGAGUGAAUGUGAUCGAAGAACGACUCAGUCCGUUCUUCCAAUGGUUCAGGCUACCAAGAGUGCAUGCACCCUCCUUGAAAGAGGAAUACGUGUAA